AUGGUAGCUGAUGUCGUAGAUGAAUGCAUAGCAUGUAAAGUAUCAUUCGACCCUAAACAGAGAGAACCCAUUCAAAUGACCGAGUUACCUCCACACAAAUGGUCAUGUUUGGCAUCGGACUUCUUCGGACCACUGCCUUCCGGAGAGUACUUACUAGUUAUAGUUGAUGAGUAUUCUCGCUUCCCAGAGGUAGAGAUAAUUAAAUUCCUUUCAGCCAGUUCUGUCAUCCCGAUUUUUGAUAAAGUGUUUUCAUCAAGGGGUAUCCCUGAUAAACUGAAAACUGAUAAUGAAACACCCUUUCAAAGCUAG
Molecule: messenger RNA, 309 nt
Organism: Anneissia japonica
Lineage: Eukaryota; Metazoa; Echinodermata; Crinoidea; Comatulida; Comatulidae
Exons: 1
Coding region: 1-309 (102 amino acids)
Biological process (GO): DNA integration
Molecular function (GO): nucleic acid binding
Source: RefSeq, a predicted model, not a curated record